CUAAAGUAUAAAUAUUAUUAAAUAACAGGGGUAAAAUGAUCAUUCUCAAGAAAUGGUGGCUCCAAGUAGUAAGGGGGGGUGGCUGGAAAAAUCCUCCCCCUUCCCGAAAUACCAAUCGGCAAUCACUCACUCUUUCUUGUUUUUGUUUUAAAUUUUUCAGUAUCUCACAGAGUAAAAAAAAGAGGAGAAGAAGAAAAAGUCGCCGGAGACGGCCAUGAAAAAGAAAGAAGCCUUAGGAUGGAUGGAGUGGUUGAGGGGAUGGAUGUACCUCAUUCACGAGAUGCUCUUCCAGAGGAUCAUGGCCAGCCACCUAUCUAAUCCCAUGCCGCUUCCUCCUCUCAACGAUCAGACCUUCAUCGUCACCGGCUCCACCAGCGGCAUUGGCCGCGAAAUUGCUCGUCAAUUGGCGGAAGCCGGCGGUCAUGUGGUAAUGGCGGUGAGGAACACCAAGGCCGCUCUUGAUUUGAUUCGCAAAUGGCAAGACGAUUGGUCCGGCCGUGGCCUCCCGUUGAAUAUUGAGGCGAUGGAGCUGGAUCUUUUGUCGCUGGAUUCAGUUGUAAGAUUUGCGGAAGCAUAUAAUGCACGUUUGGGACCUGUACAUGCCCUCAUUAACAAUGCUGGCAUUUUUCAGAUUGGAGAACCUCAAAAAUUUUCGAAGGAUGGAUAUGAACAACACUUACAAGUGAAUCAUCUUGGUCCUGCGUUAUUGUCUCUAAUGCUUUUGCCAUCCCUCAUUAGAGGAUCCCCAAGCCGAAUUGUUAAUGUGAAUUCAAUAAUGCAUUAUGUUGGAUUUGUUGAUCCAGAUGAUAUGAAUGUUACAUCUGGAAAAAAGAAGUACUCAAGUUUUGUUGGAUAUACAGGAAGCAAAUUGGCAGAGGUUAUGUUCAGUAGUGUUCUUCAUAAACGGUUGCCUGCUGAAUCUGGGAUAAGUGUGCUAUGUGUAUCACCUGGAAUAGUCCAAACUAAUGUGGCCCGGGAUCUACCGAAAAUUGUACAAACUGGCUACCGUCUGAUUCCUUAUUUCAUAUUCAGCCCUGAAGAAGGUUCUAGAAGUGCCCUUUUUGCCGCUACAGAUCCACAAGUUCCAGAGUACACCGAGAUGUUGAAAGCAGAUCAGUGGCCAGUCUGUGCAUUUAUAUCUCAAGAUUGCCGUCCAACAAAUCCUUCUGAAGAAGCACAUAACACGGAAACUGCUCACAAAGUUUGGGAGAAGACAUUGGAACUAAUCGGCCUUCCUGCCGAUGUCGUAGAAAGGCUUUUAGGGGGUGAAGAAGUUGAAUGCAAAUAUGGGGCACACACCUCCUAAUUUGGUUGCGGUAUUUAAUUCCACUGCAGGCUGGAUAGGCGCUAAGUCGUAUCUGAGACAGCGGUUGUAUGUUUGGCAUCUUCUUAAACAGUAUUCCACUGUAACUUACUUUCGACCAUUCGGAGAAUGGACCUGCAAUUGGAAGUGCUGGAUCUCCUCCCUCAUUGUAUUUUUCCGGGUGGUCUGCUAAUGACCCUCUAACUGGUGGUGCUUAAAUGCUUUACAGUUUAAUUCAGAAUCUUGACAGCAGCUUAGGCAAUGGUGAAACAGUUGUAGUAGACACUUUUAUAAUAGGGUGCUGGUGCAUUUUAGUUUAUUUGUUUUUCCCUUUUUUGGGGGUUUGAUUCAGUACAUUGAACAACUGUAGUCUCUUUCUUGUCCUUUUUUUUUUUUUUUUUUUUUCUCAAUUUCGUAUAACUGACAUUCGAUUGCGUAUUGACAAUCACAGGAUUGUCUGGCGAAAAUUCGCACUAGGGUUAACACCGUAGAGUGAGGGGAUAACUCCCCGUCAGUUAUAUUUAUGGUCUCACUAAGAUCAAUGGUAUCACAACUCCAGUUGGUUUUGGAAUUCCAAUACCCAAUCCAUGUGAUGAAAGAUGAAGAGUUUUACCAUUCAAGAUUCAACUACAACCAAAACUUGUGCAGUAUACAGUAUAGAUUGUGGAAAAAUAAUCAUUUCCGUUCGCUGUUGGUGUGUCAUUGAGAAACUGGGAAGAAGCCCAAUAUUGGGG
This is a messenger RNA of Oldenlandia corymbosa var. corymbosa, 2037 nucleotides long. Lineage: Eukaryota; Viridiplantae; Streptophyta; Magnoliopsida; Gentianales; Rubiaceae. The record is from the annotation of a GenBank genome assembly.